Lactuca sativa (garden lettuce) is the source of this 810-nucleotide messenger RNA. The record is from RefSeq and is a predicted model, not a curated record. Lineage: Eukaryota; Viridiplantae; Streptophyta; Magnoliopsida; Asterales; Asteraceae.
AUGUAUAGAAAAUAUGCAUGUGCAAUAGGUUUUGAUGUCAGAAAGUCAAAAAACAAAAAGAAGUGUGGAAUUGUGUACAUGAAAAUCUUCUAUGUAACAUGGAAGGUUUCCCAAAUACAUCCCCUUGUUGAUACAACUUUAGACCAAAAAAUAAGUAAAAUUAAAAGAAAGACUUACACUAGUAGCACCGGAUGUAACGCGCGUAUACGAUUUAAAGUUAUUCCUGGAACUACUAAGUGGUGGUUAUAUGAAUUUGAAGAAAAACACAAUCAUCCACUUAUAUCAAGAGACAAUAUGUUGUUUUUACUUCAUGAUUGGCAGUUGGAUGACACUAAAAAAUCUUUCAUUCUUACAAUGUCUAAUCAAAAUAUUGGUGCAACCAUAGCUCACAGGCUGUAUACAAGUAUUCAUGGUGGAUACAAUUUUGUCGGAGGGCUAAUUGAUGACUUCAAAAAUUACAUGAGGGAUCUCAAUUGCGUUAUAGGUGGUAGUGAUGCUCAGAUGCUAGUGGACAAGCUGAAUAACAGAAAAGAGAAUUUGAAUGUUCUUUUCUGGGCAGAUGAAACAUCCAAGAUCAAUUAUAAAGAGUACCAUAUGGUUUUUGUUCCUUUUACUGGAAUUGAUAAUGACAAUUCCGCCUGUCAUGAUGUUUUUGGGACGCCGACGGGUUUAUGGUUACCUACUACUACUACCGAAAUGAACAUCAAUAAAAUUAGGGGUGUAACUGAGUUGAGCCAGUUUGCGAAAAAAGACGUGCACUUGCGAAAUGUCUACCCGCCAGAAGGGAAAAGUGCUCAAAAAAUUCUUUAG